GAGAGGUAUUACUCUAUUUUACAAAUGUGUAGGUUGCUUUAUUGCUGCUGUAUACCUCCACUACCCCUAUCAGCUCGAGCCCAGUAUAGUAUUGGUCUUAUUUUAGCAUGUAUUUUGGCACUGCUAUUCAAAACACAUGGACUGGAAUGGUUUCCGUAUAGACAGACACCAGAAUGUGGCAUGGCUUGUUGGAACACAUUGGCGGUAUAUAGAAUAUCAUUCGGUUUAGUCAUAUACCAUGCAUUUCUUAUGGUUUUUCUGAUUGGUGUGUCAGAUCCAUCAGAUCCACGAAUACAUGUUCAGAACGGAUUAUGGCCAGUCAAGUUUGUUGUAUUUGUUGGUGUCAUGGUUGGACCAUUCUACAUGGCAAAUCACUUGUUUUACCAAUAUUGGAUAGCCUGUUUGAUAUUUAGCGCAAUGUUUGUCAUUCUUCAAUCCAUCAUUUUAGUGGACAUGGCACGAACCAUUUCAGAACAUUGUAUAGAGAUGUACGAUCAAACACAAUCCAUACUAGCAAAAAUACUUCUUUUAUCAACCACAUUUAUCUGCACAACCGGAUUCAUCGCCAUCACAGUUGUUCUCUACAUAUUCUACGGAAAUUGUGUACUCAAUCGUGUAUUUAUUUCUGUCAAUCUGAUCAUGAAUCUAGCUCAAAUGGGCGUGAGUGUAGUACCCAAAGUGCUGGAAAAUCAUGCAAAAGGCGGACUAUUGCCUUCAUCUGUUUUAGCAUUAUAUAAUACGUUUCUAGUUGCUGUAUCUGCCGUAUCCAAUCCAGAUCAUUGUCAGAUUGGAGUGGUGUGGGCUUCUACAGCAAACGCAACAAAAACUAGCGGUGAUACGGCUGUGGAAGUUGCAGGUAUUGCCUUUUUGGUGAUCAAUAUUGCUUACUUGGCAUUUUCGACUAGCACAAUGGAUAUAUCUGGUAAAAGCAGCGUUGCUGUUUCUUCUGAUCAAGGGGAAACCAUCGAGUAUAAUUUCUCCGUUUUUCAUUUGAUAUUUAUCCUCACUGCGUUUUACAUGGCUUCAGUGUUUACCAACUGGAGUGUUUUUUCCAUCAGUACAGUGGCUGGUGUAGAUUUAUCCGCUGUGGACAAGGGAGUUGGACCCAUGUGGGUUUCUGUAGCGACAAGCUGGAUAAAUGUGUUGUUGUAUAUCUGGUCACUGUUGGCACCCAUUGUUUUCUCAAACCGAGACUUUUCGUAGCGCAUAAUAACCUGAUAGUAGCCAUUUCUAAUUUAUUCAAACAACCUUCAAUCUACUUUCUAAUAUAGUCAAAUAAAAUCUGUUUGCGAUUGGUU
Batrachochytrium dendrobatidis JAM81 is the source of this 1298-nucleotide messenger RNA. RefSeq lists its product as uncharacterized. The transcript is spliced from 6 exons. Lineage: Eukaryota; Fungi; Chytridiomycota; Chytridiomycetes; Rhizophydiales. The record is from RefSeq and is a predicted model, not a curated record. Bases 25 to 1203 code for a protein of 392 amino acids. Gene Ontology annotation, cellular component: membrane.